AUGACUACUACAGCACCAAUCUCCGUCAAGUCUGACUCGGGCAUGGGAAGGCAAAAAAGAGCGCCUUUCCACUCGGAUAGGUCGAAAAUGUGGUGCAUUAGCGACAACAACUCAGGCAAGGACAAAGAGGAAGCGGUUGAGGUGGCAAGGGAAGAGGAGGGCGGGAAGGACCAGGACAAUGAUGACCAAGACGCAGACAGCACAGCCAGUGCAGACAGCGGCGGUUCGAUCUCGACACCAGAGUCGUCGCCUCCCAGCAAUCGUCAUGCGAUCCUGCAUGGUGAAGACCAUGUCAGUACGAGCGCGUUCGGGGCAUUUGAUGCCAACGGUAAAUGGACAUGGUCCAAGAUACGACCUCAAGAUUCAGACGUUUCAGACAAUGGGAUUCCAUCCAAGAUCUGCGCAAACGGAAACGGGCAACGCGUGCUCAAUCGUCAUGAUCGUUCUCACAUGGCCAUGAUAGGCAGUAUCGGUAAGCUGAGUGCACAACCAACUCCUUGCAGCCUGUUCUGGACACAACCUCGUGACGUUUCUCACGACGAUCUGCAGGAUUCGGAUGAUGACUCGUACGAUGUCGUCGGCUUCACAUCGUAUCAUCCACGCGAGACGAGCGGCGAAGCAGAUAGCAUCGUGGUGCCAGUUCGCAUUUGCGUCGAAGACGACUCUUCGAGCGACGAGAGCGAGUCAAGCGUCACUACAAACUCGUCUAGUGGCAGUGACCCGGAAGCACGUCGAAGGGCUCGCGUCCACAUGCUUCAACGUUUGGGUCGCAACAUCCCCAUUCCUCAGCGCCGUGCAUCUACCAUAAAGCUUGGCCAUGGAGCUCCUCGCAGACCACCGUCGCUGGACGAAAUCUCGAAUCGUGUCGUUUCAGGCUGUACCAACUACUAUGCGAAAGGCACACCUCCAACUAGCGCUGUGCCUCACCAGCAACGAUCUGUGAGCUGUCCUGCACCGCUCCCGUUGCAGCGAGAAUGGUUCGGAGAGGUCCAAGUCAUGGUAACGCCACCUACGCCGCAAAUGCCUGCCGAGAAGAUCCCUGGCGUCGUACUCAAGAGUCCACACAUGCCCUCUUGUGCGUUCUUCACCGACGCACGUGGCAAUCUAGUUGCGCCUGCGUUUGACGUGGCACCGGGACGCCAGAUCAUGCUCGAGGAGAGGGAACGGCAGGCAGAAGCGUGGUUAAAGGCGUACAGGGAGCAGCAGCAACGACAGUAUCAGCAACAGCAAGAACGACAGGCGCUGCAUCUCACAUUGGGAGCUGCUGCACUGGCUCCGCCGAUGGCUACUGGUGACCAGGCGGCUGCCACCUUUGCGCCAAUUAGUCCACCGCGUCGAAAGCCAGCUUCGUCUAACUGUGGACCUGGGCCUGUCGCCGCCACAUCGCUGCUCCCCUUUGGUGGACCUCCAAUCCCACCUCGCCGACGAAGUCUUGGAGGACAGCGUCAGGCUUCCGCACAAUUGCAUGCACAAGUCACCUCCAAAGUCGUUGAUCCGGAUCAAGCUUGUACGCGGCGACCUUCUCCUGUCGAGGUGCGCGGUUGCAUUCAGACGCCGGUUGAUUUACCGAGCACGACUACAGCAACCCCUGUUACUCCAAAUCGGCGGUCACUUGUAGCGAGGCUCAGUUUACGCAAGUCCAGCAAGGAGAUCCAGGCAGCUUGCGAUUCUCUUCGGAUCCCGCGUAAAGCUGUGCCUACUGCUGCUUAUGACUGA
This is a messenger RNA of Mycosarcoma maydis (corn smut), 1716 nucleotides long. RefSeq lists its product as uncharacterized. Lineage: Eukaryota; Fungi; Basidiomycota; Ustilaginomycetes; Ustilaginales. Bases 1 to 1716 code for a protein of 571 amino acids. The transcript has a single exon. The record is from RefSeq and is a predicted model, not a curated record.